This is a messenger RNA of Volvox carteri f. nagariensis, 2374 nucleotides long. RefSeq lists its product as uncharacterized. Gene Ontology annotation, molecular function: RNA binding. The record is from RefSeq and is a predicted model, not a curated record. Gene Ontology annotation, cellular component: nucleus. Gene Ontology annotation, biological process: mRNA splicing, via spliceosome. Lineage: Eukaryota; Viridiplantae; Chlorophyta; Chlorophyceae; Chlamydomonadales; Volvocaceae. The transcript is spliced from 10 exons. The coding region runs from base 1 to 2052 and encodes 683 amino acids.
AUGCAACACCAGUAUGUUGUGGAGGCCCCAGCACAGCUGGACAGCAUGACCCGCAGUCGCAGCCGGAGCAGGGAAAGGUGCCGUGACAGCGACCGAGAUCGCGAUCGUGACCGCCGUGAUCACGGUCGGGAUCGAGAUCGUGAUAGGGACAGGGACCAUAGUGGCCGCCUUAGGAGCAGCAGCUUGGAGCGGGAUUCGGGUCGGGAUCGCGAGGGCCGCCGGCUGGAGACUGGUUCGACGGAUCGAGACAGGGAUUUUGAUAGGGACCGGGACCGAGAGAGGCGAGAUGAUGACCACCGUGACAACAGAUCAAGCCGUCGGAGUAGAAGUCCGGACCGGCGACAGCGCAGCCGCUCACGGUCGCGAACUCGAUACGAUAGUGAUCGCGACCGAUACGACAGGGACCGCGGCGGCUACGACCGUUCGCGUUGUCGCGAUGAGGAUCGGUUUGACAGAGAUCGCAGCCGUGACGAUCGAGACCGGGAUCGCCGAGAAGGCCGUGAUCGGUAUGACAGGCGCUACAGCCGUGACGAUGACGAUGGUUAUGGUCGCCGGCGAUAUUCCUCACGCAUGGAUGAUUUGGAUGGCGGCAUGGACGGCCGUCGCAGCCGUUCCGUGGAUGCGGAUGACGCUUUUGACACCUGGCGGAGCCGCAGGGGCCAGCCUAGCAACCUGGUGCACGUUCGGAACAUUCCGGAAGACCGUGACGAAUCUGAGGUGCGGCAGCUGUUUGAAGGCUUCUCCGGCCUCUUGUCGGUGAGGUUGGUUCGCUCGCGCACCAGCGGCGCAUCCCGUGGAAAUGCCUUUGUGGAGUUCGCUACAGAGGCGGACGCAGCUGUGCUUAUGGAAACGAAAGCCCGGCACGGCUUGCAGCUGGGGGGAAACACACUGUGGUUGGAAUAUGCGCACUGCGUACCUGCCAUGCUGCCGCCCGCAGCCAACACGUUGGACUGGAUCUGCGAUAUGUGCAGCGCCGUGAACUUUGCGAGGCGCAUUGAGUGUCACAAGUGCUCGACGACGCGUCCCAGCAACCCGCAGCGCGCUGCUGCCGAGGCGCAUGCGCCCUCCCCCAUCCUUAAGGUGUCCAACUUGGAACCUCAUCUCACUGACGAUGACCUGCGGUCACUCUUCCUAGCGCACGUGUCAGUAAAGGACGUACGGCUGGUGCUCGACAAGUAUACAGGCCUGCCACGUGGAUUGGCUUUCGUUGAGAUGUUUAGUGUUGGCGAGGCCACUCGGGCGCUUGGGCUGCUUAAUGGCGUAGUGCCGUCGGGAAGCUCGCAGCCCUUGCGGUUAUGUUACGCGCGUGACAAGUUCGGCGGCACAGGUGCUGGGCCCGCUGGCACUUCGGCUGGAGCGGAAGCUUUGGAGGCCGCACAGGCCAUGUCUGCGUAUAGUAACUGGGAACCGAAGGCCUUUGACGCGCGAGCGCUGGACGGCGAUGCUCCAGACGGACAGCAGGAACAGCUUAACAAAUCGCAGGAACAAGAGCAGGCAGGCACAUCCGGGGGCUCCGCGCAGGGACAGGCGCAGGGACAGGAACAAACGCCGGCUGGUUUCGUUUACGAUCCGACUUCUGGGUAUUGGUAUGAUGCAGCAAGCGGCUAUUACUACGAUGCCAACACAGGCUUGUAUUAUCAUCGGUCCACAAACCAAUGGUACUCGUACGACCACGCGACCGGACAGUACGCGGCAGUGGGAGGAGGGGCGAGCACCAGCGGCGAUGUCAAAGAUGCCAGUGUGAGCACCAGAGCGGCGUACCAGCCUGCUCGUGCUGGGUCAGCCAAGCGUUCAAGCGCAGUCAUAGGCGCGGCACCUGUCCUUAACGCACAGGGUUUACUUGCUGCAGCGGCGCUUGUUGAGGAGAGGAGCAAGAUGGCCCAGAAGCAGCAGCAGGCAAAGCAGCAAGGAAAGGCGCAGACUGCCGUCAAGGCGAUCAUACAGCAACAAUCGUCACGGCCGCAGCCCGCGGGUGCUCAGGCUGCUGCGGUGCCUGCACAAGUGCAGGGUGUGAUACAUCGUGGCAAGUGGGCCCAGAGGAGCCAGCAAUAGACACCAGCAUACCAACGAGUGCGUUAGCACCGCUGCGGGAGCGGUAUAUUAUUGCAUUCUAGAGUGUCAUGCAUAGCGGCCAUUGAGUUUGAAGAGUCCAACGGUCAUCCAGCACAUCUAUGGUUUUAUGCCCUCAGCUUGCAGCUCGAUUCAUGUUGCACGAAAUGCACAAGGUGUCCUCGUACUGGGGUCGACGACCCGUUUAGCUUGUGCUGAGGACUUGGAAGUGUGGUUUGUUCCUGACAUCUGCUGAUUUAAGGCACCGAAAGAGUUUUGGCUGUUUGUCACGAAGGUCUGACAUAGACUGUAACCUGCCACAUGC